This is a messenger RNA of Lucilia cuprina (Australian sheep blowfly), 1998 nucleotides long. RefSeq lists its product as uncharacterized. The coding region runs from base 1186 to 1770 and encodes 194 amino acids. The record is from RefSeq and is a predicted model, not a curated record. NCBI's taxonomy places the organism in Eukaryota, Metazoa, Arthropoda, Insecta, Diptera, Calliphoridae. The transcript has a single exon.
CUAAUUCAGUUCUAGUUCUGUUCUAGUUCUGUUCUAGUUCUGUUCUAGUUCAGUUCUAAUUCAGUUCCAGUUCUGUUCUAGUUCAGUUCAAAUUCAGUCAGUUCUCCUUCAGUAUUUAAUGUAUUACAUUAUGUUAAUUUCCUACAAUGUAAAAAUUACAUAAAAAACGUUUUAUAUAUUUUUCAUAAAUUAAAAAAUUUUUCAUUGAAAUCCGAAACAUAAAAACAUUAAAAAUCAUUAAGUUGUAUAGAAAAUAAGAAAAAAAUUUAAUAUUUUAUUUGAAAAGAAAUAAAUUUGGUUUUUUGUUAAAAUUUUCAUUGGAACAAUGUAAAGGUCAACAACGUUAAACCAUGUUCUUGUACUGAUGACGCCGACAACGAUAAUGGCGAUUGGUGGCAACUAUGAUAUAUAUUGAACAUUUUUUUCCACAAUAAAGCAAAAACAGAUAGAUCAUGUUAACGGAAGUGUAAACCAUAUGAAAAACAAGAAAAAAACUUUUUUACAAAAUAUAAAAACUUUAUAACAAUUGACACAGUUUUAAACUUAUUGACUUUGAAAUGUGAGAAUUUUCUUCUGAAGCUAAAGUUUCAUUAUUAACCUUGGCAUCAUCAUGCUAAAAGUAGGUUGUGUAAAACAACAAUAAACAAUUUAAUUUUGAAGGUAACUUAAAACGUUUAAAGAAAAUUAUUGGUGGAAGAAAAUACCACGAAAUUUGUUUCUAGUUUUAUUAAUCCGUUUAUUUGUUUCGUCACAAAAAAAAAACGGAUUAAAAAAGUAGAUUACUAGUUUUUUAUUUUAGUUGCUGUUACUAGUUGACAGCACAAGUGUUUUAUGGGUCACCCACAACUUGGUGGUAGCCAGAUUAAGAAUGAACCAUUUUUUAAUAGGUACCAAAUAGUAUUAAUGAAUUACCUGUGAAACGCCCAAACCGCAAACUCCCACUACACCGCCAUACAGCAAAAAUCAAGACAAACAACCGACAAAGGAAUUCAGGUACCUGUUUUAAAUAUAUAAAAUGUCCUGUCAACUAACAAACAGCAUCAGUUCCACUUGAACAUUGUAUUUAAACACAUCCUUUCAAACAAACGAUCGACAAGCAAAAAAACAAAAAUAAAAUACCAAAAAAUCUUAAAUCUUUUUAAAAACCAAAAGAGCUACAUAUUACUCAAGAAUAUUUCCAUAAUCAUGGCAUCUCAAAAAUAUACUCCAGCCAGAACUUUGUCGGCAUCCAACAAUAUUAUCACCACAAGCAGCAACACUACGCCAAAAUCUACAACAGUCGCAAUGAACAAAAUCUAUCAGCAACCACAAAAGCAGCAACAGGAACAACUUCCCCCUUAUCUGCAGCAACCGCAGCUAGGUGUAUCCUAUAUGCUUUAUUUACACCGUGAAGAACUGAGAAAGCGUAAAUCAUCUUGUAUGCGCAUUUCUCGUACCAAAUUCCAAUUGACACAUGAACUCAUCACGAAAACCGUUAAAAAUAUUCAUAAAUGUUCUCCUGAUGAUUUACAAAUUCUUAGUCGGGAAACAAUCUUUAAGAAGAAUUUGAGAAGACAAAUUGCACGUAUGAAAUACCAUCAACUCUUGCAGAAUGCCAAAUAUCAAAAACAACAAAACGAUAGAUUUCUGCAGCAACAAGAAAAGGCACACAAGGAACAUCUGAAACUACAACAAAAACAAUCACAAUUCUUACCACAAGAGCAUCAUCGACACCAGCAACAUCAGAGCGGUGGUGUUACAGCUAUGGAAGGUAUUGAAAUAUCUUGUUAAAUUAUGGAAAUGACAAGGAAGAAAAGGGAGCUGCAACAGAAUUUAUGCUUGAGACAAGUGAUUUUUGAAAAAUUAUAAUGUUUUUAAGUUUUAGCUUUAAGAAAUUUUAGUACAACUAUAGCUUUAAUUCUAGUAAUGUAUAAGUAAAUAAAUAUUUGAUAUUUUAAAAUAACUGUUGUUUUUUGAACAAAAAAUUUAAGAAUACAAAACGACGUCCUAUUAAAACAG